Molecule: messenger RNA, 2130 nt
Organism: Triticum dicoccoides
Lineage: Eukaryota; Viridiplantae; Streptophyta; Magnoliopsida; Poales; Poaceae
Exons: 1
Coding region: 1-2130 (709 amino acids)
Biological process (GO): protein ubiquitination
Molecular function (GO): protein binding
Source: RefSeq, a predicted model, not a curated record
AUGACCCGCCGUUGCCCAUGGAAGAAGCGGUCUACCCCGCCGGCCGCCGUUCCGGCGUCACGCAGGCCGGCCUCGUUUGUCCGAGGCGAGCAUGAGUUCCGCAUCGUCGGCUACAACGCACGCGCGGCGCUGGCCAACAAUGCCCACUACUCCAUCCUCUCCGGCGCCUUCGAGGUCGGCAGCCACAACUGGGCUCUAGACUGCAGCUUCGAUGACGACGGGCACCUCGCCUCUAUCGCCCUCCUGCUGCUCACCGCCUACAUCACCGACGACGCCGUCGUCGCCAAGGCCAGCCUGAAGAUCGAGGACCCGCUUGGCCGGUGGCCCGCCGCCGUGUGGGAGAGCGACGAAGCCUACACCUUCCACGUCUGGUCCGGCAACAGCUGGCAGCUGUCUCAGGCCGGCAGGAGCUGGACGUUGCCGGUGCCAGAGGCAUUCCGUGGCCAUGAGAGCCGCUACGUGCAAGACGACCACCUCACCAUCCUCUGCACUGUCGAGGUCCUCCGGGCGGAGGAGGAGGAGUCUGCUAUCGCCGAGGAUAUGCAAAAGCUUCUUUUCCUCUUGUCAGAGCCAAAGAGUACAACACCUACAUGCAUGCUGCCGGACGUGACGUUCGUCGUGGAGCAGGCCGAGAUCCAGGCGCACAGGCUCGUCCUAGCCAUGCGGUCACCCGUGUUCGCAGCCGAGCUCCUUGGUGACAUGAGAGAGGGUACCACCCGUCACGUCAUGGUCGAGGACAUGAGCGCCUCAACUUUCAGGGCCAUGCUCCGCUUCAUCUACACCGACGAGCUGCCCAUUAAAGGAAAGACAACUAACGAACGUGGUUGCAAACAAAAAUGUGCCGCAAGGCGUCGUGUGGACAAGGCGCUUGAUCUGCUCGUUGCGGCGGAUCGCUAUGACCUAGAGAAGCUGAGGCUCAUGUGCGAGAAGAUAUUGUCCGAAAGCAUAGACACCGCGUCUGUCAUCCCAACGUUGAUGGCAGUGCACGGCCGACAUAGUUGCCGUCAGUUGGAGGCCUCUUGCAUUGAGUACUUGGCGUCUGAUGCCAACGUGUAUGCCAAUGUCAAGGCGACAGAGGAGUACAAGGAGCUAGAGGACAGCUGUUGUUCGUUCCUAGCCAAUGUCAUGGACGAAGUAGCCACAUGUAAAUUAGCGGACAACCACGCCGGCACCAGCCUCUGCCGGCCGGAGCAACGGACUGUGUCGAUGUAUAACACGUCGGAGGUGGCUCACAGUAUACACGAGUUGAGGAUCCCAAACUUUAAGAGUCUGCAUACGAGCCAUGGUGUUAAACAAAGAUUCAGUUCCGACACUUUCCAGACAGGAGGCCAUGACUGGAAGUUGGAGGCAUCAGUGAAGGAAGGGAGAAUUUCCGUGUUCACCGAAUUGUUGACCGAUCCAGGAACGGCUAGUGUUAGGGUGUCCUUAUGUUUCAUGAUGGAUGACCCUGGUGGCAACUCGCCCCUCAUCAUGUGGCAAGCUGAAGAAAACUUCAACUCAGAAGGUGAUUCUUGUGGGUUUUCGUGUUUGAUCAGCCAGGAAGAUGAUGUGUCAGUAUACGCUGAUGAUGGCUCUCUAACCAUUCGCUGCGACUUUGUAUUGACCAACAAGUUGUGCACUGUUACGAGUGCCACUUCAGCCGGUGUCGAAGACAUGACUCUUGCGCCACCACCCAACAUUGUGUCUCAUCUUGAGCAGCUCCUGGUGAGCGAGAAGGGUGCAGAUGUGAUGUUUCUAGUUGAAAACAGAGAGAUUCACGCACACAGCCUCAUCAUCGCCACACGGUCCCCGGCCCUAUACACGAUGAUUGUGGCCAUGAACCAGAAGGAGGAGUACAUCAUACCGGUCUGGGGUAUGAGGGUUGAAGUCUUCAAGGCGGUGCUUCGCUUCAUCUACACCGACGAGCUGCCUCCCUUUGAAGAAAUAGCCCUUGCUGCGGGGCAUGGUGUGACGACUAUUGCCCAAGACAUGCUGGUUGCCGCGUCUCGCUUCCAUCUGGACAGGAUGAAGGACAAGUGUGAGACCAUGGUUGGUGAGUGCGUCUCAGAACGGAACGUGGUGAUCAUGCUCAGACUAGCGUGCCGUCACAACUGCAAGAAGCUCGAGGGUUACUGCAUGAAGUUCAACUGA